UAGGAAGCUGUGCAUGUGGUGUCUGUAAUCUCCAGUUCGGGACUAUUACUUGGAGACAAUCAGAAAGAUUUAUAUUGUUAAUGGAAAGAACAUCUUCAAUAUACCUAAUGCCUUGUGACAAAUUGUGUGCUGGAUGUUUGCGCGAUAACGAAGAAAAUAUAGCAGAAACAUGGUGCAGUAAUUGUUCAGAAUUAGUGUGUAAGUUUUGUGCUAAAGUUCACCGGCGAUUUGACCCUCCGCAUAAAAUAGUACAACUCAAUGAUGUAAGUGAGAACAGUAUUUCUCUUAUCGAAUCUUCAAAGUAUUGUGGAACUCAUAGUGAUCAAAAAUCGCUUCUGUUUUGUUCUCAGCAUGAUCAAUCUAUAUGCGAUCUGUGUCUUUCCGGCGAUCAUGCUAACUGUAAAUCAAUUAUUUCGAUUGAACGAGCAGCUAAAGGGGCGAAAGAAGGCACGGCGGCAGAUGAUUUAGAAAAACGUUUAAAAGAUGUCAAAACAGUGGCAAGGACAUCGCUGAAAGAAGUCAAGACAAAUGUUGAUUCUCUUAUUAUGCAAAAGAGCGAUAUUCUACAAAUGGUAUCGACUUUUAGAAAAGAAAUCGAAAAACGUCUUGACGAGCUGGAACAAGAUAUAACGAAGGUAAUAGAGAAACAGUACACUAUCUGCCAACAGCGGGUCAUGGAACAGAAAACAGUAAUGGAGAAACAAGAGAAGGAACUUAUGGACCGAAACGCCGAUAUAAACUCGUUAAAACUGUGUACAAAUGACAUUCAGUUUUUUCAAACUAUUAAGACACUAGACGUCAGUACGCAUCAAUACGAAACAGAGAUGACCACUAAGAUAACAAGAAUCAGCUUGGAAUAUGAACCGAAUGAAGAGAUACCGAAACUAGUUGCUGCCCUGAAAACGUUUGGAAAUGUUCGUAUAUCUGAAACCGAUGUGGAAUUGCAUCAUAUUCCAGAUAAAAUGCAGCAAAGUCAAGUUGAAGUAAAAAACACAAAGGAUACAAAAAGUAAUGGACGAACUGGACAUUGGUCGGGAUUCUACAACCAACAUAGCAGACAACAUCAAUUUGAGCUAGAUAUUGCAUUCUUGGAAGAAAAAGUUACCGGUGAAGGAAUCGAUAAGAUUGGAAAAUUUACUAUUACUGGUACAUGUGACGUUUCUAGCAGAAGAAUCCAGUUUAGAAAGCAGUACAAAGGUGCACAUAGUGUUGAUUACAGUGGGCAGCUAUCACAGGAUGGUUGUAAGAUGGAAGGACAUUACAAUGUUGGUGGUUCUACAGACAAAUUCACAAUGACAUUUGUUCCAGUAUGUAUUUGAAAAUUGUAUGUCAUAUAAUGCAGUCUCUGGACAUUGGACCGGCUUCUACAAUCAAUAUGGUGAUCGACAUGCCUUUGAGCUAGACAUUGCGUUUGAAGGGGAUAAAGUCAGCGGAAAUGGAGAUGACGGAAUAGGCAAAUUUAGCAUUAAUGGUGAUUGGAUCUCUUCUUCUGGUAAAAUACAAUUCUUUAAGCAGUACCACGGUGCACAUAGUGUAGACUACAGUGGUCAACUAUCAUGCGAUGGUCGCAGCAUGAAAGGAAAGUAUAAUGUCAAUGGUUUUUCAGACAAUUUUACUAUGACCGUCGUAUCACUUUGAUAUGAUAUUGUCUGACUCUUAUAAUUGGAAUAUCUUAAUAAAGUUUCUGUUACCACACAAUAUGUAUCUUACAUUGAGUUUGUGAAUAUUUCUGUUAAAUGGGUCCGAUGAUUCACCAAACAUUUCGAAUGUUUACAUGAGACAUAUGUGUAAGACUGCUAAAAUACUUGUGUCACUUUCAUAUACAAAACUAUAUAAAUAAUCUCGACAUGUAAUUGUAUAAAGGUCGAUGGUUCUCUCCGGGCACUUCGGCUUCAUCAACUAAUACACACUGACCGCCACGAAAUAGCACGAUAGGGCUAAAAAAUGAGUUAAACACCAAUCAAUCAAUCAAUCAAUCAAUAUGCAUUUUUAACAGUGUUAAAACACUUAAGUCACUUUCAAAAACGUUCCCAUUCUGAUCGAGAGAAAUCAAAGGAAUGUCUGUUGAAUAAAAUUAACUUUAUAUAGUCUUCUACCGUCCCAAAGUAAACCCAAAUUAAAACACGAAACCUGAAGAUCCCAAAGGGUCUUUAAAACAGAAAGUAUAACGGAUUGCUUCUUAUUCUUGUGGGCAAAGCAUAGACACGGUUAAUGCAGUGAUUGCACGGUCCAAAACAAUUAACAAGCUGUUUUGUUUGAUCUUAUAUUACAAUCGUCAUUCUGUGAUACGAUAAAUGUUUUACUACGAUGUCAUUAUUCCCGUAGUUGAUGAGCGUCUUUAGACUUUCCCCCCAAGGGUGACUGGGGAAUAGAAAUAUGUUCACCAUUGGUCUUCCUCCGACCGGCGGUAAAACCCUCGCUAAAGUGGGGCGUCCGUUUGGCUGUGCGGGAUGUACAAGUUCGCAGUCACGUCCGGUCAGAAUGGGGACGUUAAAUCCGAUGCCUCGUGUAAAGAGAGUACCACGUUCUUUGCACGUUAAGAACCCUUGCAACAACUCUUUGAGGGGUCCGUAGGUGACCUGUUGCAAGGCUAAAUUUAUGUCCCUAUCUAAUAUACCCUCAAUUCCUGUGGCAGUAUAAAUUUCUACGACCUUAAUCCCAGACGCCUCUGUUACAGAGUCUACCUUUUGUAUUUAUUGUUAAUUUGUUCUCGUCCUGAAUAUGCAUGAAAUAUUUGCCACUGGACGUUAAGCAACAAACAAUCAAUCAAUCAAUCUUUAGACUUGCGUUAAAUCCAGUAAUCAUCAUUUAACAAAUUUUAAUCUCCAUUUUGAAACAUUUCAAAGAACGCAUUCAAUGUUUUACUGGUAAAUUAUUUAGUCAGGGAUUACGUUACCUUUUCUAAAUUCUUCCAUAGAUACACAGAUUUGGUUUAGAAGUUUGGUUGUACCUGUAGAAAACUAUUUCAUAAGGGAUAGCACAUCCUAUUUUUUACGGAGUAGUUGUACCGAGCCCGGAAAUUAAAUACGAUCAGGGUAAACUUAUCGAUCCUUUAAAUAAACUUCUAAUUCUAAAAGGUUACCAAUCCAACAUUGUAAUAAGAUCUUAGAACAUUGUUUUUAUUGUUAUUAGUAAAUUAAAAUCAAACUAAAUAUUUUAUUUUUUACAUACAUAUGCACAUCCAUGGCUCUACAUCUAUCGAUACAUGUAUCUUGGCAUUGCACUAGGUCUUGUUUUUUCUGUGACUGUUAAUGACGAUUUUACACUAAAUCCAUUGAAUGUUGGAUGUGUACUGAUUGAUAUUUUAGUCUUUAAGUUAGAUGCAUGAUUUUUUUGUAUUAGUUGUUAUUGGCUUUGAACUAGCUGUCAAUGAAUGCGAGUACUCUCAGAUCUGUUAUUAGUGUCUUUUGUUGUGGGGAUGUAUUUAUAAGUACCCUGCUACGUCCACUCUGUGUUUUUGUUAGAUGUAUUCCUGCUUUGUAUCCAUCUGAAGAGUUAAGCCCUUUUGAACUGAUUUAUAUAGAUUAAUCUUAUGUUGUAAUGUUACAACACUGUUCCAGGUAAGGGGAGGGUUGGCGCCUUCAAACUAGUUUGUACAUAAAUUAUGCCGUUAGUUUUAUCGUUUGAAUUGUUUUACAU
Mytilus californianus (California mussel) is the source of this 3639-nucleotide messenger RNA. RefSeq lists its product as uncharacterized. The record is from RefSeq and is a predicted model, not a curated record. Lineage: Eukaryota; Metazoa; Mollusca; Bivalvia; Mytilida; Mytilidae. The transcript is spliced from 4 exons. Gene Ontology annotation, molecular function: zinc ion binding. Bases 81 to 1319 code for a protein of 412 amino acids.